AUGAAUCGCCCUCAUUCCUUUGACGACAUUACCUCUGACUAUGACGAAUCCUUUGGUGUUUCCGAGUUUACAUCAAUACACACUGCCCAUCUCAUAUACUCAUACGAACAUGGAAGACGAUACCAAGGCUUGGUGCAGAACCGCUACGGUAUGCCCAAUGAUGAGGCUGAACAGAUGAGAGAGGGCAUCAAGCACAAGCUCUACACAGAUUACAUCCUAGAUGGGAAACAGUUUUUGGCACCUGUACCAGACAAUCCCCAAAAAAUUGUUGAUUUAGGGACUGGUGCAGGGUAUUGGGCAUUGGACGGUAUACGCCGCCACCAGACGCUUUUCUCCCACCCCAUUGCGGACAUUACCGUGCUAACAGUGCACCGCACAGUCGCAGAGAAGUUUCCGAGUGCUCGCGUCAUCGGCACGGAUCUUUCUCCAAUUCAACCGCAAUGGGCCCCCCCAAACACCGAGUUCCGCGUCGAGGAUCUGGACGAUGAGCACCGCCCCUGGUCCAGCAUUUAUACCGGGGCAGAUGCCAUUCAUACCCGGGCUUUGCUACCAACGCUCAGAAACCCAAAGCUGGUCUUGCGAAGAGCAUUUGAAAAUUUGAAGCCGGGCGGAUGGGUUGAGUGCCACGAAAUCGUCAGCAGCGUCUUUUCGGAAGACGGUGCCGUGAAUCGCGGACACCCACUGCACAAGAUGUAUGACUUGAUCAAUGGGUCGUUUUCCGAAGUAUACGGAUGGAAUCUCCAUAUCGCGGCGCAGAUACCCGACGUGCUCCGCGAGAUUGGCUUUGUCAGCAUCACACAAAGACAGAACAAGAUACCCUUGGGGCGGUGGCACCACGAUGCCAGGAUGCGAUAA
This is a messenger RNA of Metarhizium acridum CQMa 102, 855 nucleotides long. NCBI's taxonomy places the organism in Eukaryota, Fungi, Ascomycota, Sordariomycetes, Hypocreales, Clavicipitaceae. The record is from RefSeq and is a predicted model, not a curated record.